Molecule: messenger RNA, 5574 nt
Organism: Podospora bellae-mahoneyi
Lineage: Eukaryota; Fungi; Ascomycota; Sordariomycetes; Sordariales; Podosporaceae
Gene: MET10
Product: sulfite reductase [NADPH] flavoprotein component
Exons: 2
Coding region: 2104-5310 (1068 amino acids)
Cellular component (GO): cytosol
Molecular function (GO): sulfite reductase (NADPH) activity; oxidoreductase activity, acting on the aldehyde or oxo group of donors; FMN binding
Source: RefSeq, a predicted model, not a curated record
GGGCUUGUCUGCCGGGUACAACGACGGUGGGUGACUCGAUGAUGUAUCAACGGUAGGCUGUCGUCCGUCGGCUACCUGAUGCCGAGCCUUGGGCAACGGCCAGUAGCGAUGUGAGUGGUGAUGGGCAACGGCGGUAUAUUAAUACUUGCCGUUAUAGGAAGUGCGGACCUUUGGCGAGCAGAAGCGCGAUAUAGCCUGAACUCGCCAAGGUUGUCAAAACCUGCACACAAGUGUCCUGUUCGGGCUUUGGCCGAGAAGAUGCCGGAAACAGGUCGUCGUCAGGCUGGAAUGUACCCAGUAUAAGUAGUUCGGAGUGCUUGCGCCUGGUGGUGUACGCUGGACGACGAGAUGACCUGUGAGAGGCAAGCUCAAGCAGAUAUGAGCAGAUUGCAAAGAUAAAAACCUGAGCAAAGGGGUCGAGUGGCGGGCGCUGAUGCAGCCAGCAGAUUUGUCAACUGGCCGACUUUCCGCACAAUUGACGCAGUCGAUAGAGUCACCCUGCAACCUGUCGUUGUGGCAGCACGCUUUUGCGCAAGACUUUGGGGACUCGCGGAACUGCAGUCGACCGCGCCUUCCAUCUUCGAUCUGAUGCACCACCCAGCCAGCCAGCUCCACAGUAGCCAUUGGCAACCGAGAUACCUGUCCAACAUGUUGAAGUUUAUCUUUGUAGGCAUCGGAUCGAGGUCAGAGAGCAUCACCGGAGACGGCCCCUGUCCGGCACCUGCCGACCGUGUCCAUCAUCAUGGCUGUCUUUGUUCCCCAUCUUCCGUCAGUCUGGGCCUGUCAUUCUCGCGGCAGAAUUAGUCAUUGAAUGGGACCCGGGCACAUCUUCUCGGAAGAGUCUCGAAGUUGGAAGACAUGUCGUCGGGUGCUGACAACGCCAAGGCCAUCUACAAUUGAUGGGCGCUGUUUGUGGCUUGUAUUUUGACAGAGACGUUCUUGCGGCAGCCGGGGCCUUAUGCAGUUGAUUGGCACAGCGCGCCGCACAAAAGUCGCAGGCUUUGCUGCCGAACCGGGAAGUGUGAAAUCGGAAUCAGUGACGCAUGGGAUUGUUUGCCGUCCCGAUUAGCAUAUGGCUCACGGGACCUCGACGUCUUGAACUCAUGUUUCCAUUUCCAAGCCGGGUGCCAUAUCCGAAGCUGCGGUGGUGUGCUACCUUCCCGGUUCCGCAAGAUAACCUAUUUCUGCAUUCUGCCGAGCUAUCUUUACAAUUGCCAUGCGGUGAUGGGAUGAAACAUCAGGUUUGACGGAAAUGCAUCUGGAAAGCGAUGGUGUUCCCGGCGAUGAUUGUGGUGGAAUAUCAGACUGUUUCUAUUUCACAGGCACAGCAUCCAGGUAGAUUGUAUCCAUAUUGUCUUACCAUCACCAUCAUGCUGUGCUGUGAUAGUGAGGAGAGCAGAUGAUGCCCACUCCCCCGCAAAAUGGCAUUACCCCACAUCAAAAACGUGCCCCGCCUGACAGUGGACAACCGACAUGCCAAGAGAUGGGCGGGCCAGGGACAUCUUGUCUGGCACACAUUCCUGUCAACGACACAUCACCAUGAAGGCAUCUCCAUCUGAAGCAGCAACAGAUGAUUGAGGCCACAAAGGACAGAAUUGAAACUCUCUUCGUCAAGAUCAACGCGUCUCUUGGAUUUCCGCCCCAGUACAGUCACACGAGACCUCACAUUCGCCGCCGAGAUCACGUCAUUGACGCUAGAGUGCGACAUCGCAAGGUCUCCAACCAGUUGAACAUGGAUCGUUUGAUCUGUUCAGGACAGGCCGUUGUUAAUCCUAUCUCGUGGGUUCUUGUACAAAGAAAUCGUCCUAACAAAAGCAAAUUAUGCCUGGUCGGCUGUCGGUCAAAGAAGCCGAACAAUCACCAGCACCGACAGCCGACAUCGCCACGAGAUACAGACAUCUUGUCACGCAUAACCCCAACCCUGACUGUGCUGCAUUACAAACAACAUCCCCAAACCUCCAAGUGCCCCCACAUUUCCACCAAAUGCGGUUAGCUCACAAUCACGCAAUCGACAUCCAUCAACGCGAGCCUCGAAUCGCAGCAAGGGUCCAACACCCCAAAGACUGCUUUUACCAAAGAUUUUGGCUGUGAGAUGCGGCACUUAUGGGGAAGUUGCUCCGGCCGAGGAGAACGCACGAAGAGACCACCGGAGGCGUUGCCCCGGUCGUCGAGACUAGCACCGUCUCCUCCGGCUUCGAGAAGACCGUGCCCCUCAGCUCCAUCUCCGGCCCAACCUACGUGACGAGCCAGCUCCUCGUCCAGCAGGCUGCUUACAAGCUUUCCGACAAGAUCUUCUCCUUCUCCCCCGAGACCUUCGAUCUCGAUGCGGCCGUCAAGGACUGGUCGCAAGCCCAGGAGAAGAACAUCCAUGGCGAGACCACCACUGUUGUCCCUCUCCAGACCAGAGCCGGUGCCGGCACCUUUGCGCUUGGUUACAUCUUCUCCAAGGACUUUGACCUCAGCAAGAGGCGCAUUCCCCAGACCCUCCUUGCCCCCUCGCUGAGCCUCCGGCACUUGCGCGCGGCCUUGGACCAACUGUCUCUCCUCUACGGCGUCUCGAGUCCCUUCGUUGCCCACGUCGCCGCUGCCGACUACUCCAAUAGCGAUGGCCUCAUCACCGAGUACGAGAGCGCCCUUCAGCUGGCUGAGGACCUUGGUCUCGGUCUCGUCUCGACCUCCUCGGCUCAGGAGGUCCAGCACAUGGCUCUCUUCGCCACUCUCCUGGCUUCCCUUCUGCCUACCCUCCACGUCUACGACGGUCUCCGCACCGCCAGGGAGACUUUGAGGGUGGUGGAUGCGCUCAGCGAGUCCAGCAUUGCCGAGGUCUACAAGUGCAUCUCCCAGGAGGCUGGUGCCCUGAACAAGAGGUUGGACACCGCUGGCAAGGUUGUCGAGCUUUUGCGCCUGUUCAACAGCCAGCUCGGCACUUCGUAUGCUCCUUUCGAGUACCACGGUCACGAGGCCGCUGAGACUGUCCUUGUUGUCUUUGGCAGCGCCGAGGCUCAGCUUGCCAAGCAGGUCGUUGAUACUUUGGCUGCUCAGGGCCAGAAGGUUGGUGCUCUCAAUGUCCGCAUCUACCGCCCAUUCAUCGAGGAGGCUUUCCUCGAGGCCCUCCCGGAUUCGGUUCGCCAGAUUACCGUUCUUGGCCAAGUCCGUGAUGCUUCGGCUGUGGAGGAUGCCUCUGUCCAGUCUGCCCUCUACUCUGAUGUUCUGACUGCGGUCACCUUUGCCGAUAGAUGGUCGCAAGAGCCUGUUGUCGUUGAUUUCAAGUACCCUGCCUCCGCCGUCCACACCCCCAGCUCCAUCGCCACUGUUCUCAGCAAGAUCACCAGCAAAGACGAUCACGCCGAGGUCUCCUUGACCUUGAGCUCCCUUGAGCAGGCCCAGCAGUAUAUCUUCUGGGAUGUCGACAACUCCGAGGCCGUUGCCUCGGCUUCCGUCCUUGGCAGGCUCCUCUCUCGCGAGUCGUUCAACAACAUCUCGGUUCACGAGACUUACAACAGCCUCAUCCAGGGUGGUGUUGUCCGCACUGAGAUCAGGAGUUCCGAGAAGCCAGUCGAUGCUCCUUUCGCUGUCGAGGAGGCGGAUGUUGUUUUCGUUGGCGAGGAAAAGCUUCUCAAGGAGGUUGCUAUCGUCAAGAGUGUAAAGGCUGGCGGCAAGUUGGCCGUUCGUCUGCCCAACUUCAAGGUUGAGGAGAUCGAGAAGCGCAUCCCUGCCUCCGUCAGAAAGGAGAUCCAGGGGAAGAGUCUCCAGCUCUUUGCUCUUGACUCUUCCUUCUCCCCUGCUUUGGAGAACCGCGCCCAGCUUCUUGCCGAGCUUGCCUUCUUGCAGGUCGCUCGCCCUGACCUUGAGGCUGAGAAGCUCGUCAAGCUUGGUGGCCUCUCUGGCGACCAGGUCACUCUCGUUGAGGUUGCCGAUGCCCUCGCCCAAGCCCUUCACAAGGUUGAGGUUCCCGCUACCUGGGCUGAGGAGGACGCCACUGCCAUCUCUCUUGUAGAGGAGCUCAAGCCCACCAGCUUUGUUGCCUUUGACAAGGGGGAGACUGAGUCGGCUCUGCAGGUCAGCACCUGGCAGGAGAUUGCCAAGGGUCUUGCUUUCCAGGAGGCUUACGGCCUCAAGACUGAGCUUCGCCCUGAUCUCACCGUCAAGACCCACACCAUCCACGUCAAGGAGAACCGCAGACUCACUCCCCUCACCUACGAUCGCAACAUCUUCCACAUCGAGUUCGAUCUCGGCACCUCUGGCCUCACCUACAACAUCGGCGAGGCGCUCGGCAUCCACGCCGAUAACGACCCCAAGCAGGUCCAGGACUUCAUUGAGUGGUACGGUCUCAACGGUGAUGACCUUGUCCAGGUCCCCUCGCGCGAGAACCCGGCCGUCUUCGAGACUCGUACCAUCUACCAGUCUCUCCUCCAGAACAUCGACAUUCUCGGCAAGCCUCCCAAGCGCUUCUUCGAGUCCCUCGCCGAGUUCGCCACCGAUGAGGCUGAGAAGAAGAAGAUCGAGUUCCUCGGCAGCAAGGAGGGUGCCGAAGAGUUCAAGAAGCUCUCCGAGGUUGACACCGCCACCUACGUUGAUGUCUUCCAGACCUUCAAGUCGGCUCACCCAUCCUUCCCUGACCUUGUCCGCAUCGUCUCCCCUCUCAAGCGUAGAGAGUACUCCAUCGCGUCUGCUCAGGCCGUCACUCCCACUUCCGUUGCUCUGAUGAUUGUCGUCGUCGACUGGGUUGACAGCCAGGGCCGCACCCGCCAGGGUCAAGCCACGCGCUACCUCUCUGGUCUCAAGCCCGGCACCCCCGUCAUCGCCUCCGUCAAGCCCUCAGUCAUGAAGCUGCCGCCCAAAGACACGGCUCCCUUGAUCAUGGCCGGUCUCGGUACCGGUCUUGCUCCCUUCCGUGCCUUUGUCCAGUACCGCGCUAUGCAGAAGGCUCAGGGCAAGGAGAUUGGUUCCAUUCUCUUGUAUCUUGGUUCCCGUCACCGCAGAGAGGAGUACCUCUAUGGCGAGGAGUGGGAGGCGUACAUGGACGCCGGCGUGCUCACCCUCCUCGGCGCUGCCUUCUCUCGUGACCAGCCUGAAAAGAUCUACAUUCAGGAUCGCAUGAGGCAGACGAUGAGCGAUAUUGUCAAGGCUUAUAUUGAGGAGGAGGGAUCUUUCUACCUGUGUGGCCCUACUUGGCCGGUGCCGGAUGUUACUGCUGUGUUGGAGGAGGCGAUUGCUACUGAGGCUAAGCAAAGCGGGCGGAAGGUUGAUCCCAGGAAGGAGAUUGAGAGGCUGAAAGAGGACGGAAGGUAUGUGUUGGAGGUGUACUAAGUUGUCGUUUUUGGACAUGUCAUUUUAGCGAGGGUAGUUUUGGUAGAUACAAAAAAGCGUUGUUUAUUUUUGGUUUGCUUCAUCUUGGGAUAUCUUUCCCCCCUGAGUUGUUGAUGGAUGGUGUUGUUGCUGUUGAACGGUGCGGGGGAAUCUCCACUCGGUGGGCCAUGAUCUGCAGCUACCCCAACCCCGGAUAAUUGGUGGCCAAUGGUAUUACACAAAGAAGACGCGGAAGACGCCAGCCGGAGUGUGGGGUAAACCGGG